AUGUCAUCUACACCAAGAAGGGGACAAAAGUCUGCCAAAAGCGAAAAACAAACACAAGGUUCAGCGCUACAUCAGUCCAUAGGUUUUUUUGCACUAAUAUCACGGCUCCAUUUACAUCGCGUCUCCCGAAAUCCAUUUUGCCAUUGUUGCUCAGUUGCUGUUAAGGGAAUUUUAACAGUACAAUGUAUUUUUCAGCUCACGUUUGAGGGCAUAAUUGGAACUGGUACCCAGGGAGAUAUUUCCUUGGAUGACGUGUCCGUGUCUGAUAAGUGUAAUGUAACCACUUGUCCAGUAAUUCCAAUCUUACAAAAUGGUACUAUUACAUGUUCUGCUGGAAACUCAGUUGGAAGUCAUUGUAACUUAACAUGCGCACCAGGAUACACUCGUAUUGGUUCUGAUACAAGAACGUGCUUAGCAUCAGGAGUCUGGACCGGGAGGUUGACUUACUGUGCCAAAAUUGAGGUUCGCCUUGCAGGAGGAAAUACAUCCAGGCAAGGAAGAGUUGAAAUAGCAGUGAAUGGGAUGUGGGGAACAGUUUGUGACGAUAAAUGGGAUUUAAACAGCGCCAAAGUCAUUUGCCACAUGCUGGGUCUUCCUCAAGCACACGCAGCCCCCGGAGACUCGGGCUUUGGUCCGGGAACUGGGACGAUUUGGUUAGACGAAGUUAAAUGUACUGGAAAUGAGAAAUCAAUCCUCGAUUGUUAUCACCAAGGACUGGGUGCUUCGAGUCAGUGUCAGCACCAUGAAGACGCUGGAGUGAUCUGUGGAAACAUUACUUCUUUUGAAGUUCGAUUGGUGGAUGGCAGGUCAUCGAAUGAAGGCCGAGUGGAAGUGUCCGUUAAUGGAGUCUGGGGAACGGUAUGCGAUGAUUACUGGAGCACUGAAAAUGCAAACGUCGUGUGUAAUAUGCUAGGCUUUCCCCGGGCUACAUCAGCCCCUGGGGGUGAAUCGUUUGGGAGUGGUUCAGGUCCGAUAUGGCUGGAUGAUGUGAAAUGUAUUGGGAACGAGAGUUCACUAUUUCUUUGUCAAAGAGCGGAUCUAGGAGUGAAGGAUUGUGCCCAUUUAGAGGACUCCGGCGUUGUUUGUGGUCCACCAUUAGUCACAGAAAGGAAUGUCGCUCUUCACAUGCCCAUUAACCAAUCAGAACCUGCCGCACGUGGUCACGUGUCGCUUUCAGUAGAUGGACUCUUCAGUACUUGCACAACUUUCCAUACGGCAGCCAAUCUAUGGUUUCAAGUGGAUUUAACGAAAGAUUAUCACAUACACACUGUACACAUUUUUCUCGGGCUUGAUUGUUGCCUUAACGCUGACUUCGAAAUCAAGACAGAAAACACAAGAAAUCUUCCGAAUCGUCCGUGUAUUGAGCCCAGUCCUUCUCCAAGAAAACCCUUUCUUGUGUUUCGCUGCACUCCCCCAGUCACUGGUCGUUACGUGACAGUUAGCGUGACAACAGAAGGCGAUACGCUGGUGUUGUGUGAAGUAGCUGUUUACGCACUAGAAACUUUGAGACAGUCUUUAGGAGUUCUCAGAGAAGUCUGGUUUAAGGGAAUUAGUACUCAGGAUGAUCCUAUUCUGAAGUACCAUCCAGUUUUUCGAGAAGCCGCAAACACGCUAUCCAUACUAGACGCUUUCGACAUCGCUCCAGAUUAUUCAACUCCAUAUGUACAGCGGUUGUCUACAUUUAUUCAGCCUGCAGUAAGUGGUUGGUACACAUUCUUUAUGACGUGUGAAGAUGAAUGUGAACUGUGGAUAAACGAAGCAAACGAACCAAUACUGAACGAUGAAAGUGAAAUGGAUCAGGAAGGAGAACUUACUACAAAAUUACCAACAAGAACAGGACGUCUGAAGUGGGACGAGUAA
This is a messenger RNA of Orbicella faveolata, 1860 nucleotides long. RefSeq lists its product as uncharacterized. Lineage: Eukaryota; Metazoa; Cnidaria; Anthozoa; Scleractinia; Merulinidae. Gene Ontology annotation, biological process: activation of adenylate cyclase activity; adenylate cyclase-activating G protein-coupled receptor signaling pathway; hormone-mediated signaling pathway. The record is from RefSeq and is a predicted model, not a curated record. Gene Ontology annotation, molecular function: ATP binding; protein kinase activity; G protein-coupled peptide receptor activity. Gene Ontology annotation, cellular component: plasma membrane.